This is a messenger RNA of Tetranychus urticae (two-spotted spider mite), 5845 nucleotides long. RefSeq lists its product as uncharacterized. Gene Ontology annotation, molecular function: protein binding. NCBI's taxonomy places the organism in Eukaryota, Metazoa, Arthropoda, Arachnida, Trombidiformes, Tetranychidae. The record is from RefSeq and is a predicted model, not a curated record.
UUAAUUUAAGUUAAAUUAGUAUUGUUUCAAAGUGACCUAUGGAUUGAACUGUAACAGUGAUUUGUGUUCAAUAAUUUAAUGGUUCAACAAUUGAUACCAGUCAAACUAUUUGCUGGGAUACAAUUUAUCAAGUUGCACCAGAAAAUCUACUGAAAUAAAUAAGUUUUAUUGCUAUAUGUGAGUUUUUACUUCAUUUACCUUGUUACCAUGUUGGGAUCAAAAUCAUUGUAUGAACUACAUAAUAACUCUCUCCUUUGUCACAGUGUAAAUCACCAGCAUCUUCAAAACGACAAUAACCUUAAUGGUAAAAAUAAUAUUAGCCAUAGUAAUUCACAUGUCUAUUUACCUGUAACACCAAAUGAUACUCAUUUAUGUCCACUUUAUGCUCAAGUUGUUUAUUUAAGUGAUGAGAGUGACAUUGAAAAUGCGAAACAACCAAAUGAUUCCCAUGUUACCGUUAACGUAUCAGCUGAUGAAAGUGAUAGUUCAACAGAGUUUGUCCAUCCAGAAGCAACAAACUUGCUUACUAAUGGCAAAACUAGUGAUAAUAAAAUUGAAAAAUACAACAAUUACACAAUUAAACCCAGUGACAUUUAUACUGAUGAAGAUGUUGAUGAUAUUAAAAAUGAUUAUGAGUGUAACUUAUCAACCUCAGGAUCAAACAAUCCACAAAAUCCCAAUUGUCGAGUAACUCCAAUUGAAGUGGACUACCUUAAUCAUCAUCCAUUACCAGCAUACCUAGAGACAAUCUUUGAAGAAGAUGAAGAAGGUUACUUGUCAUCCUCAUCGUCUAGCUCUUUAGACACCGAGACAUCAUCAUCAUCAGCAAUAUCAUCACCUCACAAUGAUAAUCAAUCCUACCAAGUUCAUAGUCAAAGUGAAGAGGAAAUUUUAUCUCCUGGAGAAGAAGUUGAAACAAUUGAUAGUCAUUCACAUCACCAUUCACACCAACAAUUUUUUUCUGGUCACCAUCAUCACCACCAUCAACACCCAGAAGCUGCUCUUAUAUCGUGUCCAGGGACUAUUAUUAUACCCACUCGACCACCAGAAAGACCUCGAUUUCCUACACAGCGAGCCCUUCAUCAACUAUCCCAAUCAUCAGCAAUUGGAUUAAUUUGUGAUCAUAAUCAAAACAGUGAAAACCAGCGAAGAAGACAGGAAAACGAGCAAGAAGUAGGAAUCACUGGUAAUUGUAGGAUAGAAGUCGAACAAGAGGUUGAAGAAGGUGAAGAAAUCGAAGAAGACUUAGAAAGACAAGAAGAAGAGGAAGAAGACGAUAAAGAUAGACAUCGAGGAAGAAGAAGACGCAAGAAAAGUGGUCAACUUGAAGACGAUAGUCACCUUCCACCGGAGAUACCACCAUUACCACCCUCACCUCUUCACCAUUUACACCAUAAUCUGUACCCUUUUCACCAUCAACUGUACACCAAUAAUUUUACCGGAUUCCCUUCACUUGAAGCUUUAGAGGAAUACCAUCGUCAACAUCAUCUUGAACAUCAUCUUCACCAUCACCACCAAGAACACCAUCAAAACCAUUUUCAUUUGCCUCUUCAAAGAUCAUCAACCCUCGAUUCUCCUUCUGGUGGGUCAGAUUUUCAGUUACCCUGUAGCCCUGAAUCGGAAGAUAGCGAUAUGACAAGCGUUAUCAAAGGACCUUCAUAUAAAGCUCGAGCUCCAAAAAACAUUUGGAGUCCGGGAAGUACAACAUCAAGCUCAAGUAGUGACCUUGCAUCAACCCCAGGACCUGUUACUCCUGGACCCAUGACAAUGGCCUGUGCAACUCAAACAACACCAACCCGAUCCGAGUCUCUCAAUGUAAUUAAAUGUGCUACUUUACCGCAUGGUUUCCGUCCGGUUAAACUGACUCAAUCUAAUCAUGGCCUUGAUGAUAUUGUUAAUGAUGGUCAUCAACAACAGCAAUUACUCCAUGAACAACACAUGAUGGCACCAUCAACAACUGCCUCUUCUCCAGCCUCUGGUGCUCUGGUAGCCUCUUCAGUGGUAACCACAGGGGAUGAUAACUCUUUCACCGUUAUGCCUUCAUCACCCAGUGAAACCUCUGUCCGUCAACCUGAAUCACUGGUCAGUCCAGUAGCCUCUCAAUCCGGUGUACCUCAGGUAAACUCAUCAUCAUCACCACCAAGUAAUCAACCCAGAACACCAAGUGAACAAGGAGAAACUUCAUCCGAUGUACCUUCAGCUCCAGCUGAACCCCCAACCCCACCAAUCACAAUCAAAGGUAUCAACAAGUAUUGGACACUUCCUCGUCAAUCGUCUUCCUCAUCAGCAACCGGUGUUGGAUCGUACCCUGAGAUGCAUCAUCCUAGUCAAGAAUCUUUCCUUUCACAAUCGUACCCCAAUGAUCCUAAUAUUAGUUCAGUGGUAACUGAUAAAGCUCCCCCUCAAAAUGCAAAGUUUCUGUAUGAGACACCAACAGCCAAAUAUUAUACACUGCCAACCAGCCAAACAGAAGUACGAUCGAUUGUUGUCCCACCACCACUUAAAUACGAAGGAAUUGGUCCAGUCAAUGAAUCUGGAGUUCCAGUCUCCUUGAGAUCAGGUGUUAAAGAUGAAUAUGGAUCUGAUUGGUAUAAAACCAUGUACAAACGUUUACAUAAAUGUGAUCGACCCCGUUCAGAGUUAGAUCAACCUAUUAGAGUGAAACUGAAAUCAAGCAGAAGUAGAGAUCGAAUGGAUCCAGAUUAUUUUAGUGAAGAUGAAAACACAUCAAGAGUACCUCCAAGAAAUAUUGCUGAUUAUGAACCUGGAAGAUCAUCCAUUUCGUUGCGAGAAAAACAUAAGUUUUAUGCUGAUUUAAUUAACUACAUUGAUACCAUAUUCUCAGAAGUAUUCUCAUCUAAUGUACAGGAUUCAUCAUCUGAAACAAAUGAAGAUUUAGUUAAUCGAGUCAUCAACGCUAAUCAGAAUCAUCACCAUCGACCAAGAAGCUUGGAGGAUACUCAUCGUCGUCAUACAAUAUCCAAGCGUGAUCUUCACCAUAAAAAUUGUGUUUUCAAUGCUUUAACUUCACCAAACGGCUAUGAAUCAGAUUCUUCAUACAUAAUCAAGAAAAAGGAGCCAAAAUCUGCUCCCAAUCCUGCUUCUCGAUCAACUUAUUGUGCCAUUCAACGCGGUGACAUGGAUAUACCAUUUUCAGGCCUUCAAAAACCUGCUCCAGCACCGAGAGCCCAUAAAGCCAUUUCACCAACACCGUCAGUUUUAACUCCAGCGGGUUGGCAUCAGUUAGCUUCACGGGAGUCCUCAGUUGAACCACCAAGAAGACCACCGACUCCAUUACAUUUGAAUGAUAUUGAAAAUUGGCAGAAACAAAUUAACGAUGAUUUUAAUUACAUUUACAAGACUCUUGAGAAGACAACUUCAUCAUCAAGCAAAUCAAUAACUCCAAUCGGUAUUGAUUCACCAACACAAGCUACUCGGACAACAACUAAUCUCCCUCCCGACUAUUACAAUCAAUACGAUGAAAACCAAGGGAUGCAAUAUAAACCAACAUCACCAAUUACCAAUGUUAUCCGAUCGUCAACCUACACCGAAUCACUGGAUUCAACCCAAACCUGGACCGAUUAUGUAAACCAAUCCUCACAACCACCGCCAUCUCUUGAUAUUAAACGAUCACCAAAUGAAAUGAUCGAUCAUGAUAAUCAUUAUACUAACAAAUCAACUGGAAACCUUUACUUCUCUCCUGGAAGACAACAAUUACAUUAUCCAGACUAUUCCAUUGGGAAAAAGGAGAAAGGCUCAUUGGAAGCCAAUAGUGAAGAGAUUGAACGUUUAAUUAAUGAAAUUGAGUCAAGCGUUAAUUUUGAUGAAGCUUUGAGAGAAUCACCUCAUCGUUUUGAUGAAGGACAAGUUAAUAUCCACUACAAAACGCCAAUCCAAACCUUGGUUAAAGGUGAGGGUCAUCCAUUCAAUAUAGAUGACCUUACCAAAUUUCAAAGAGAAAUGGCAAGAAUACAUUCUGGAAAUGAUUAUGAUCGUAAUUAUAGCAAGGAAUCUCAAAGGAAACAUCAUUUUACACCAAACCAGCAAUCAAUUGUACAUUUGGAUCGUUAUCAAAAGGCUUUCGCACAAAAAGCUGGAUCCUAUUCAUCACAUUUGUUGGCAAGAGUUUUGUUUGACUUUCAUGCUUUAUCGUCACGAGAAAUUUCAGCUAAAAAAGGUGAUAUUGUCAUCAUUCAUAGGCCUGUCAAUCAUCACUGGGUUGAAGUUGAAGAUUCACAAAGUGGCCUCAAAGGUCUUGUGCCUAGAAGUUAUUUGGAUUAUGAACAAGAAGGAAUUGCCAAAGCUAAAUUUGAUUUUGACGCUAAAACUGCAGUUGAAAUUUCCUUUAAAAAAGGAGAUGUCCUGAAACUAAUUAGAAAAGUGGACGAAAAUUGGUAUGAAGGAAUCAAUGAAAAGGGUUUAAUGGGAAUUUUUCCCUGCAGUUAUGUUGAGACGCUUAAAACACCAUUAUAUAUCCAGUUGAACAACAACCUUACAAAUAAUCAAAGCAACUGUAAUACCAACACUGCUAAUGGAUCCAAUCAGUAUCCAUCUUCAUCGUCUGCAUCUCGCCUGACAUCCAAUAUAGCACCAACUCGUGGUUCAAUCUCUUCUUCAUCUAGUCAUCAUCAUCAUCAACAACAACAGCAACAUCAUCUUUAUCAUCCUCAAUAUGAAAAACAGCAUCAAGGUGAACAACAUUCACCUCCUCGUCCCAUUUCACCAAUAAUUGGCUUCAAUGGAAUCAACUCUUCAUCAUCUUCACAGCCUCCUCCACCUCCACCGACUGCAAAUACAACACCGUAUAAUAGACGACGUGAUAUGCUUAAUGAAUUAUCAGCAACUGGUUCCAAUGGGAUUAAAAGUAAACUGUACAGGGUCAUUUAUCCAUAUAAACCUCGUCAAGUGGAUGAACUUGAAUUGUUUCCCGGUGAUCUUUUAGCUGUUUCAAUGCACUGUGAUGAUGGUUGGUUUGUUGGUUACUCGGCAUUAACUGGAAAUUAUGGAACCUUUCCUGGCAAUUAUGUUGAACCUCUUAUGUGAUCACCUAAACACCAAACUAGUACAGUUAACAAUAAUAACAAUAACAAUAAUCGUAACGAUUAAAUAAUUAAUUAGAGAAGAAAGAUAAACAAAAACAAAACAACAUAUGACUAUAAUGCUCAAACUCAAAUUAUACAAAAUUUGUAUUACAAAUCUCUUUUCUCCUCUCUCUCUCUACUCUCUAUUCGUCAUAGCCUUAAAUUACUGUUAUCAUUAUUAUCAGGGCUUUUCAUUUUCAGAAAAGUCCAUUGAUUUUCAAUGGAAAUAAUAUAAAAUUGGUUUAUCUAUCAGCACAAAUUAAGGUUCAUAAAAUUGAAAAAAGAAGGAGAAACGAAAGGGGAAAGAUUAUGCAUCGGCGUAAAAUUUAUGCCUUUUGAUUAAAAUAUGACUUGAUGCAAAAUGAAAAGCCCUGAUUAUUAUUGCUGUUGUUUAAUUUAAUUUAAAUGUAAUUCAAUUCGUUUGUUGUUUCAAAUGCUCUAGUAUUAUGGCAAUGUAUUUAAUUUAUUCAAUAUUUGCUUAAUUUUUUUCUUCGCAUUGAUUUUUGCAAUCUCUUUGCUUCUGUUAUGUUUUUGUAUUUUAUUACAGCAGGGGUUAGGGUUAAGUUAACAAAAGUAGAGCUUUUUUCAUAGUCGCCCUUUAACGAUAAAUUAAAGUACCAUUAGAAUCGAGUUUUUGUUCAGUUUCUAUUGUUUUGUUUUUUUGUUAUCUCUAGAAACUGACCUUUAACUUAACCCUAACACCUACUGUUGCUAUACAUAAACUACUGUUCAUUAAAUAACUAACUGUAUUUAGAUCUAUUUAA